AAGACGGAUAGAUGAGCAACGUUUGCUACAGUCCACCGGGUAGGCUGGUAGACUGAUCUAUCCAGUGCACAUCUAUGUGGACACGCCCACGAAGGAUGUCAGAGGCAUUUUUCCAAAGGGCUUGUAACGGCUGAUCCACUCACACCUGGUGGUAUAAUCUGCCACCUUUAAGGAGUAGGUUAGGGUUAGUGUUGUCGUGCUCAAGGUUGCCUACAGGUAGACUAUAGAUAUUGGGAAUCUAACCCAGAACCUUCCAUUCCUACAAAUAAUUGAUGACUUCUUUGAAAUUGGCCUACAUCUUUGAUAAUGUGUAUUCAGUCAGUCAAUAUUCACGAAGAAUUUGUCUUUGUGAAAAAGUAAUUUAUUUGUUAUAGUUAUAUUAUAUUUAUAUGUCUGUCCAUAUUGCUAAUUUUCUUGGCUAAAGGAUAGAGCGAUACAGCGUUAAUGCAUGGUAAUAUCCGCUUUCUCACUGGGACAAUCCGUCGGCCAUGAGAACACACUAUAAUUGGUUCUGAGUGCUGGUCAAGACCGGAUGCUCAUCAGUAACUACUCAUAGCAAUACAAAUCGUACUGACUUUAAUUUAUUGAGGUUUUAUUUUGAUUUUUGAGCGCCUUUUCGGUUGAUUGUUUGAGGGACCUGCACCUGCUGUUUACACUGCACAAGGAACAAGGGGGUCGAUUGGUAGAUUGUGUGUAUUUAAACGAUGCUACUGCCCAGUUUGACCAAGAAACUGCUUUAGGUGCUUUAAGAAAUGCCCCUUAACCCACUUUGAAAUCAUUGAGCAUCAAUGGAACAGGGUUUUCAUCUUAAAGUGACAACAGAAGUAGUGCUUUCUGGUUCUUUGAUAAUGUGUAUUAUUCACUCAGUCCAUUUUCAGUAUUUAUCUUUACAUGUAUGCAAUUGAGAAACCUCCAUUAUACAACCUUUUGAGAUGUGUGUGAUAACAAUAAUUCACAUACAUGUUCUCAUCAGAAUCCAUUUGUUUGAGGUUCAGUCCAGACAUUUGUGGUCUUGCUGUUACGUUGCUGUACCUUAUGUUCAAAUGUCUUAUAACAAAUUGGUUUAUGCUUUUAUAGUUUCCUUCAAAUUAUGAAAUGACUAUUUUUCUAUUUCACAUCUCUUGUUUUUGUAAAACAUCAUAGAAUGUCUUAUUUAUUGAAUUUCAUUGUUUAUUAAAGAAUAUACACGGAAUGCUGGUUCUAAUUGAAAUGCAGAUCGCGGCCACCAGAUGGCGCUGUUGACAUCGCUGAAAGGGAACUUUCUGGUGCACGAUAAAUGAGAAAUUGUUCGCCAUUCAUAGACAUUCCACUUGCUUGCGAUCCCUAGUUUUUAUUCAUGAGCUCCAUCGGCGUGAUCUCAUCACGACUUGCAAAUUUGAAGACAAGGAGUCCACACACUGUCCUCAUUGGUAAUCCUGCUUUUAGUCUAAGCCUCGGGAUUGAGAUCUAAAACGAUUAAAAACUUCGAGAUUCGAAGAGCGAUCAUUUACCACAAAAACUAGUUUCGAUUCACACACUUUAAAGGACCUCUUAUCUAGUCGAGCGUAUCUGUUAUAUUAUGUUUUGGUUAGGAGCGUCGACCGUUUCCACUGGCAACAGGACUCCUGCUCUGAACCAGACACUCAACUCCGACAACUCUGGAUGCGGGGCUUCCCACUUUUUGGAAAAAGUUUAAUCGAAUUUAAUCGAACUCGAUUUGACUAGUUAGGGACUACAAGUUACGCAACCGCGAACAAUUAUCCAUGGAAUCAAGUGUGCUUAUUGUGAAUGUGGCGGUGUUGUGGUCGCGGUUGCUGUGUAGUGGGGCUAUUGAGUUACACUGAUGGGGCUAUGGUUUUGAGUUGCUGUUAUGUUGCGUAUGGCAUUCACUAUCCGAUGUUGGGCCGCUGUAACCAGCGAGAACCCUGUUAAACAUCUUAUUUGAUGUGAGGUAUGAGCGCAAUUAGAUGAUAGUCGAUGUAUGCUUUAAGUGCAUGAAUCGCACCGCCAAGACGCACACCCGAAACAAGCAGAGGUCAACGACAAUGGAUCCCCGAUGUUAGCCUCACUCUAAAGAUUUGGAGAGGGAGAGAAAAAAAGAGAGAGAGAGACAUUGACCACGUGAGGGGGCUCACUGCUCCAUCAUGGCCGCGGUGGUUCCUCCUAGAAAUGGGGUGUCUGCGCUGUGCAGGGACGGGGACCAGCUCCUCGGGUCGGGCCGUGUGGCCGAGGCCACCAUCCGCUACACCUCCGCCUUCAAGACCCACGCCUCCUCCACCGUGGCCCACAUGCGGACCCUGGAGAAACCGGGCUUGGCGGCGGUGGUCUCCACCCUGGAGGGCUGGCUGGACGGCCGGGGAGACCCCCCUCCCGACGGGAGCGGGUCCCCGGCCGGUAAGGGUCUGGCGGCCGUGUUCCUGUCCACGCUCAGCCCCAACAACCUGUCCGCCACCAUCUUCAAGAUGGAGUCCCUCCUCCAGAGCGGGGGUCACGGCUGCGACGAGAUCUACGCCCGCUGCACCGCCCUGCUCGCGGGCCGGCGGAGCCCCCGUCCGGAGGGCGGUGCCCGGGCGCUGCUGGGGCUGACCCGCGCCCUGGCCUCCCUUCGCUCUGACCCGCAGGACGCCCGCUGGCUCCGCCUCUACCUCCAGGCCCACGGGGAGAACCCGUCGGAGGCGGUGGCGCUGGUCAGGCGGCGCCAGGCCCACCACCUCCCCAGGAUCGUGGAGGCCUUCGGCGGCGUUCUCUCCCGGCGGUACGCGUCCUCCGUCGGGCCUGACGGAGACGGGUCUACGCCGGGGGCCGGCGAGGACCACCACGGUGACCUGGACGCCGCCGACCUGUCCAAGUUCCUCCACUUCCUGCUGGCGGUUACCCCCGGCGACAGAGCGGUGCUGGAGCAGCAGGCCUCCCAUCUGUUGUUCACGGGUCUGUACGCCGAGAGCGCCGAGGCGUACUCCGCCCUCUUGGACGGCGUGCCCGCGGAGCCAAAGGACGCGGGUUCGACCCCCGAGGGGAGCGAGGCGGGACCCGACGCCGAGACGCAGGCCAGGCUCUUCACGGGUCGGGCGGCGGCCCGCUUCUCGGCGGGGGGCCGGGCGGCGGAGGCGUGCGGCGACCUGGGCGCGGCCUUCGAGCUCCACCCGGCCUCCGCCCGCCGACACUUCCGCAAGUCCUUCGCCGGGGGGGGGGGCGGCGCCGGCCUGGCCGCCCGCCAGCACCUCCGCCAGCAGGCGGACCGGGGGCUGCUGGCCUACCGGGAGAGGGUCCUGCUCCGGGCGGACCUGCGCUCGGACGAGGGCGCCGACCUGCUGGACCCCGCCGUCACCCACCUCCGGACCCUGUGCCGGCUGGAGCCCGGCGGCGGCGAGCGGGAGCUGCGCGUGCGCCUGGCCGAGUGCCUCCUGCUCCGGGGGGAGCACCGGGAGGCGCUGUCCAUCUGCAGCCAGCUGGCGGCCCCGGCCCCCCCCGGCGGCGCCCCCCACAGCUACCACAACACGGUGCGCGUGCUGCGCGGCUACGCCAGGGUGCUGGCGGACGACCACCAGGGGGCGACGGAGGACUUCCAGGCGGUGAUCGAGCACGGCGCCCCGCACCCGUGCAGCUGCGUGCGGGCGCUGUGCGGCCGGGGGCUGCUGCGCAUGGCGGGGGGCCGCCGCUACCUGGCGGCGCUGGACUACGUGACGGCCAGCCGGCUGCAGCCCCAGGAGGCGGGGCUGACGCUGCGCUGCCUGGUGCCCUGGAACAGCCGGGGGCUGCUGCUGGCGCUGCUGCUGGAGCAGGGGAGGGUGAUGCUGGAGGGCCGGGGGGGCGGCAGCGGGCCCCGGGGGGAGAGCCUGCAGCCCGGCAAGCUCCUGAAGGAGGGGGAGCCUCCUCCACUCAUACGGGCCCCCACCAAGAGAGACGAGCACAGAGAAGGCACCCCGGGCGGCGUCCACUGUCUGGCUGUGCUGCUGAUGGAGCUGCAGCCCGGGGCGGACGGGCCCCAGAUCCUGGCGGCGGACGCCCUGUACCAGCUGGGCCGCGCGGAGGAGGCCCACCGGCUGCUGCUGCUGGCCCUGGGGACGGCGGCGGCCCCCAGGGGCCCGGUCCUGGCCCGCCUGGCCCUGCUGCAGCUGAACAGGGGCUUCAUGUACGACGCCAACCAGCUGCUGAAGAAGCUGAUCCAGUGUGGGGACACCAGCUGCCUGCGGCCCCUGCUGGCGCUGGCACGCCCCAAAGACAAGGAGCUGCUGCAGGCCCACUGCCACACCGCCUCCCAGCGCGUCUUGGGGGUUCUCCGUGAGGCCGUCGCCUAUCUCUCCAUCGCCAUCAUGGCCUCCGGGGGGGCGGCGGCCGACUCUCUGCUGGAGAGAGCCCGCUGUUACGCUCUGCUCGGCCAGCGAAAGACGGCCAUCUACGACUUCAGCGCCAUCCUCAAGGAGCGCCCGGACCACGUGCACGCCCUCUGUGGGCGGGGCUUCACCUACCUGACCCUGGACCAGCGAAAGGAGUGCACUGAAGACAUCCUGUCAGCCCUCCGGCUCAACGUCGACACCGUCACCAAAGACAUCCUGUCGCUGAAGGACAAGGCCCGGACACUGGUCUGUGAUUGGUUGGAGCAGUACUGCCGGACCAAUCAGCUGCAGAGCUUGGUCGCCAAGGCGGUGCCCUGCCAGGAGGAUCAGCUGAGGGAGGCCUUCUUGAUCAGCGGAGCUCUGCUGAGGGUGGACUGCAGGAACCCCAGGUGGCACCUCCUCUACGUUGAUGCACUCCUAGCCAAAGGUAAGUGGAGCUCUCGGCCUCCAUGUGAGGUGAAGGCGGCGGGAGCUCACCUGAGCCAGGUGUUUGGCCAGGAGCCGCGGGAGGCCGUGGCCCAGGCCCGGCAGGGCGUGGUGGAGGCGUGGCAGCAGGACUACCAGGGCGCGGCCCAGCGGCUCAGCACACUGGCCGAGAAAGACCCCUCCAUCCUGGGCUUCCUGCUCAGCCUGCUCCCCCUCAGCCACAGGAGACGCGUGACGCAGGCUGCUGCUCAGGAGGCCGGCCGUCUGUCCUCCGCUGGCAGCUGGUCCAGCACCCUCCCCCUGCUGACCGUGGCGGUCCAGGCCGCCGCCGCCGCCGGCCCCCGGAGGCUCCAGUACCUGCGGCAGCGGGCCGCCUGCCUGGCCCGGCUGGGCCUCCACGAGCGCGCCGUGGCCGACCUGGACGGCGUGAUCCGUAGCCACGCCGACGGCUCCGGAGCCCCGAAGGCGGCAGCGGCGACGGAGGAGGGGGAGGGGGAGGAGGAGAGGGGCGCCCGGGCGGAGGACCUCUGCAGGCGGGGCCACAGCCUCCUGCUGAGCCGCAGAGAGGGCCCCGCGCUGGACGACUUCUCCCGGGCGCUGGCGCUCCACCGGGCCCGGGCGGUGCGGUGCGCCGAGGCCGGCGUGGGCCGGGGCCCGCUGGGGGAGUGCUUCCUGCGGGGGGCGCUGCGGCGCUACGGGGAGCAGCGGCUCGGCGAGGCCUGGAGGCUGGUGGAGGACGGGCUGGUCCUGGACGGGGAAAACGCAGGGCUGCGGCGCCUCAGGGCCAGGGUGAAGCGGGAGGCGGGCAGCCCCUGUAACGUCAGCUAG
Gadus chalcogrammus (walleye pollock) is the source of this 5570-nucleotide messenger RNA. RefSeq names its product tetratricopeptide repeat domain 34 (gene ttc34). Gene Ontology annotation, molecular function: protein binding. NCBI's taxonomy places the organism in Eukaryota, Metazoa, Chordata, Actinopteri, Gadiformes, Gadidae. The record is from RefSeq and is a predicted model, not a curated record. Bases 2124 to 5570 code for a protein of 1148 amino acids. The transcript is spliced from 9 exons.